This is a messenger RNA of Bemisia tabaci, 4000 nucleotides long. RefSeq lists its product as uncharacterized. Lineage: Eukaryota; Metazoa; Arthropoda; Insecta; Hemiptera; Aleyrodidae. The record is from RefSeq and is a predicted model, not a curated record.
GCAGUGUUUUGGUUUUUUGGUAAUCAGUGCUCAAAAAAAAAAGUCAAAACGCUGCUUACAACAUUAAAUCAUAGAAUAAUAAUGUUUCAACUCUCUUUAUACCCAUUUUUUUCGCCUCUUAUCAAUGUGUCCGCUUGUUAGAUUAUCAUGAAUACUUUCACGCGUUUUUAUCUGUAGCUGUUGCCCAGAACUUAUUUGCUUUCAAAUGGAGAACGCAACACCAUGGCCCAGUGGCACUAUAAGUGAGUCGCUCUCCAAUGACUCAGUAAUGAUCUUGUUUAAAAACGAUUCUGACAAUGGAGUGCAGUCUGAGUCUCCUUUGUCAACAGGAAUGGCGACGAAUGUAGAGCCAGAACUGACCUCUCAAUCCUUCUUCAUCCCAGGAAAUAUGAAUGUAACCAGCUUGAAAUCGGAUAUGGAUAAUAUCACUGCCUUGGACACAUUUCAGCUGGAUGCCAACGGACAGAUCAUUCCCCUUUACACAGAUCUUGAAGAAGAAAACCCUUUGCUCUUGGAGACUGGGAGUGAGAGCCUAGAUUCCAGUCUGUUACCACUGAAGAAUAAUUCACCAAACAGCCUCAAUAGUGGAGACAGUCUGAAUCUGAAGAACCUGCUCAGCAAUGAUAUCAUUAUCACAGUACCAUUGCCCUUAUCACUGAAUGAAAGUAAAUUCCCCAACUUACUCAACGUGCAACUGAAGCCACCUGAGAAAGGACAAGAGGAUGUAGUCCCGGCAAAGUCACUGCCCAAUGAAGCUCCGCCUCCAGACUACAUUGAAGAGAGGCUCAAAGUCUUCCAAAAUAGUAUCGUUGAGUGCAAAAUGCCAAAAACCAAGCCUGUCAAAUGCAAAGUGAAGAGUGGAAAAGGAGAUGCCUUGUACGCUUGUGAAUUUUGUGGUAUGGAGUUCGAAAAAUCUCGACAGUAUUACGGUCAUCUUCAUGUACAUUCAGGUGAACAGUUGUGGAUUUGUCAGCACUGCAAAGCUUCAUUCCAGACCCAGUAUCAGUUGCGACGGCAUGAGAGGACAUACCACCAAGAUUUUCGGCCUCACGUUUGUUCCAUUUGCAAUGAAACAUUUGAAAGACAUUCUCAGCUUAGUUAUCAUAGGCGGCGUGUUCAUGAAAAGGAGAAGUCUUUCAAAUGUCAGAUCUGCUCAAAAGCGUUUUUUAAACCAUCAGAUUUAAAAACGCAUCUGAAUAUUCAUUUGAAAGUUAAUGGUUGCAUCUGUGAAACCUGUGGCAGAAGAUUUAGUCAUGUUUCAAAUCUUAUUCGGCACCGACGAGUUCAUUCUGGUAUAAAACCAUACAUAUGUCGUGCCUGUGGACGCCGUUUCACGCAAGUAACCAGCUUGAAUGACCAUAAAGCAUAUUGUCGUGCUGUCACGAAACCAAUUCAAUGCUCUCAUUGUUCCGAGCAAAUUGCCCCUCAUUUGUUUCGGAAACACAUGCUCGAUGCCCAUGGUAUCCUGGAGAAGAGGACCAAAACAACAGCUGAAAAGAGACUAUACUUUUGCAAGGUGUGUGGUGAAAGAUUUCCUUUCAUAAACGCUGUAAAAAAACACCAGUAUGAUGUCCACUCAAAUCCUCAGGCACCUUUAGCUUGCUCCGAAUGUUCCAAGGAAUUUCAAUCGCUCGAUGCUUUUCUAGUACACUGCUGCGCAAUUAAAAGCAAAGAGAACACAUCAAAACCAUCAAGGAGGAAGGACAAAGAGCCAACUUCUAAGACUGAAACUGCAUCUGAAAAUCUCUCUUAUGGAGCUCAUUUCUUAAGUGAAAUUUGUAAAGACCCAAACGUUGUCAUAAAAACAGGGACUACAUCUGGAAGUUAUCAAAUUGAUAACUACAUGAAUCUAGACCAUGUGGUGAAGGUAUCAAAUACUUCUGGUAGUGUGGUGAACAGUAGCAAUAGCAGUAACUGCGACUCAACAAGAAAAGCAGCAGAAAAUCGGAAUGACGUUCAACUCAAUGCCGGUAACAACCUUGAUCUGAAUGUUGAGAUGUUGGACGCUAACUUGAAAUCAAUGGAAAUGCUCAAAGACAUUCCUACCUUGUCAGAAAGAAAACCUGAGAAAGAGACUGAAGAUUUAAUCGAGCUGUCAACAACGGCCGAUUUCUUACCGAAUGAACAUUCUGAUAUGAGUGAGAGACUGAUGAAUAGCAAUUAUGUAACAAUAGACCUAGACUUUAGUAAAGAUUUCACAAUCAAUAGUAUUUUAAAUCCUGAUUUUACCUCAUUGGGCAAAGCUCUACCCACAACAGAUAAGCUUCCUCCUUUGAUACCUUUAUAUGAUAGGCUUGAAAAAGACUUGUUUGAUAGCACUGAGGCAAGUGAAAACAUCAUCAAACUUGUUGGCGCUGACUCUGGCCUUGAUUACAAAGCCCUGCUCAAUGAUGCUAGGGCAUUGAUUCUAGGUACAAGUGAUGGUGACCACAAACUUUCGGAAGCUUUGGGUCAGUUCAAUGGUGAAAAUCUAUCAUCAAGUCUCCUCAGGAGCGUUCUCAUGCCUGACAAUUCAAUGGAAAAUGAUGAACUCUCUGAGAUUAACUUUGCUCCCAGCCCUUCGUCCCAUGAGAGUCAAGAAGAAAACAAAAUUUUGUAUUUAAAUAAUGAACUCAUUAUGGAAAAGACAACACUGGAUCCACUGAAAGAAAAUAGUGAAGGGAACUUGCCAUCAAACCAAUGUGUAAUUUUUCCUGGAAAGAUUACGUCAAAAUUGGAAGAGGUCUACCUUUGCACACACUGCAACAGAGCCUUCUUCAAUUUAGAAGAAUUGAAUGAGCAUUCAAAAUUGCUUAACCUUCCUGCAGAGACAAUUCAACGGGUGAAAGUACCCAAAGAGAUACAUAUAUGUCGCUACUGCUCCAAAACAUUUUCUAAGCGGAAAAGUUUAACCCAGCAUAUAGGGUUGCAUAGUAAUGACAGUUGUAAAUACCAGUGCGACGUCUGCAAUCAAAAAUUUGCAUGGAAAACAUCACUUAGCCGACAUAUGGCAUCACAUGUAAAGGAUGAGCAGCUUAAGUUCCCAUGCGAGACAUGUGACAAGUCCUAUGUAACUAUGGCUCGAUUACAGGAACAUAUAAAACGGGACCACUACAAUCAGCGGCCGCAUAUGUGUAAGAUAUGUGCCAAAUGCUUUUUCAAGAAGUCUGACCUAAAGGCUCACAUGCGCACGCAUACUCAGGAAAAACCAUACAUGUGUGGAACUUGUGCUAAGAGCUUCCGACAUGUAUCUCAUCUCAUUCGCCAUGAGCGAACCCAUACAGGAAUAAAGCCGUACAAGUGCAACCACUGCUCUGGUUCUUUUAGCCAGUCAGCAGUCUUGAAAAAUCAUGUGAAAGUGAAACACCCUGAUGUCCUUGCAGAGACAACUGCAUGAAUGGUAUAAAUGCGCCUCAUCCAACUGAACAGCAACAACUUGCCUAAAUUGAAUGUUGAAGAAAAUAUUCUCCUUUUGUCUGUGAUCAUCCCCCUUGUGACUUUUUCCUCUGUAUUUUUUUGUAAGUUAUUUUAAUUAUUGUUAUUUCAGUUUUACAACAUGUCGAUCAUAUUUUUUUUUUAUUUUAAAAGAUGAAAGUAUAAAUUAUUUUUUGUUGAUCUAAUUCAUGUUUCUCGAUUCUUUAUCAAGAGAGGGUUUCAUCAAGGAAUCAGAGCUACCCCAUUGCACUUUUUUGUAUUCUUUCUUAUUGAAAGUGAACAGUCCUAUUCUCAUGGUAUCUACAGGGUGAUCUUAAAGUCUCGCACCACUCUAAUAACCCCAAGGGUUCUUGCCCCUUUUUAGAAGGAUCCCCUUGAAGUUUUGGAGGGUCUUAAAAGUCGUCAUUUUACCCAGGAUCAUUCAAAAAAUUUCAAGUUUCUAUUCAAUUUUGUUCAAAAGCUACAGGGGUGAUGCCUGGUGUUGGUGGAGCAGGGCUUUCGGUUCACCCUGUAGAAUGUUGUUAAAACAUUGCAUUCAAUUUCAAUGAAAUAUUUUCCAAUACUAAAUUCACCCUUUAAAGAUUCA